Molecule: messenger RNA, 3281 nt
Organism: Anastrepha ludens (Mexican fruit fly)
Lineage: Eukaryota; Metazoa; Arthropoda; Insecta; Diptera; Tephritidae
Product: protein phosphatase 1H
Exons: 5
Coding region: 723-2777 (684 amino acids)
Biological process (GO): protein dephosphorylation
Molecular function (GO): cation binding; protein serine/threonine phosphatase activity
Source: RefSeq, a predicted model, not a curated record
CGUUUAACGUUGGCAAUGUAAAAACAAAAAAGAGAAGAAAAUUAAGAAACACGAAAUAUUCAGCGAAGUGAAAAGUUGCUUAAGGCAGUAUACUAGAAAGAAAACAAAUAUUUUACCAAUAAAAUUUGUUUAUAUCUUCAAUUUUGAUGAAAAACACGAUAAACUUUGAAGCUGUUGUGCUCACCAAUGUUAAAGCGAUUAGGAAAUCUGCGGUGGAUUAUUGAUUUCUGCGGACGCUGACGAAACAACAAACACGGACGUGGUGGCAGCAGCAACAAUAGCAGUAGCAGUGGUUGGUUGGCGAACAACGAAAAGUGGACAACGUAGUGACAAACCUACGAGCAAUGUAAAAGGUGUCGAGAACAAAAACACUCAUUGUGGUACUAAGUAAACGCGCGAAAGUGCAAGGGGAAACGUUGCGAGCAUCCAGUUACGUAGAGAACAUAAACAGACAACAAAGCAAUUGGUGCGAUUUUCUAUCGGCCCUGUGAUCUUUAACGAUAGUUUGAUAGCUCACUUUUGCGUGUGCAAGUGAGAGAUUUAAUUGCUGCGCUGGCGAGGAGCGUUAUUGUCAACAAAAAUAACAAGAACCUGCUGUUGUAACUACUACUCUGGUCACCACUAAAUAAGCAGCUGUUAACAUAUCGGAUAGCUUCCAGUGGCUCACAUUCCAUAAACUCUUUUCAGUUUUUUUUAGAACAUCGCUUGCCACUGGCGCAGAGAUGUCUAAUAUGUUCAGCAUAACCAAUAUCAAAAAUCGAUUGAUUUCGGUAAUUGCGCCGGAUAUACCACCGCUGCCAUCAGUGCCCAGCCAUCAGCUAAAUCGUGGUGGCAUAAUCAGCGCUGCAUCAAAUUACCAGAUGCGAAUGGCUCAUCAACAGAAUAAACGCGACAAAUUCGCGUAUGCACGUCCGCCAUUUCUGCAACUUUUGACAAUCGACGAAUUGCGCGCCUCUGCCGACCACAAUGUACGCCCCAUCAUUGUGCCACGGGACAUCUACUUACUGCCGUGGGGCACUGGCUACGCAGAGUGCGUGAAUUCCGGCAAAUCGGAGUGGAACGAAGACCAGGCAGCCUUUUGCAGGCGAGUACUUUCUGACCCGACUCAUAGCCACCCAGGCUUACCAUACACGUAUUAUGGCAUUUUUGAUGGCCACGCUGGCUAUGGUGCCGCUUUGGCGGCCUCGCAUCAAUUCCACCAUAUUCUACAUGAAAAACUGGUGGAUUGCUUAGAACUACUACUUCGUCCGGAUGAGGAGUCAAUCAAUGCAAAUCCAAAUAGUGGCUUCCUGCAUCCCAGUCAAUUACAUCGGCGCGUCUCCAAGGAUGACCUCAUUAUUGGUGCACUUGAAAGCGCUUUUUUCAGUAUGGAUGCAUUAAUUGCACAAGAUCGUAAUCGGUAUCGGGAUGCGGGCGGUUGCACAGCUUGCGUUGCACUGUUCAUCAAUGGUAAGCUGUUUGUGGCUAACGCUGGCGACAGUCGCGCGGUGUUGUGUCAGCGUAGAAGUGGCACCACGCAUGAUGAAAAACACAAGUCGGCCACUAGUACGACGUCGGUGAUUAGUGCUGAGCGCAAUACCGAUGCGCAGGAAGUAUUUGCGGUGCCGUUUUCAUUCGAUCACACUCCCGAGACGGAGAGGCAACGCUUGCUCACAGUAGCACUCUUGGUGCCACAUUUGAUAGGGGAGCAGUAUACCGCCAUGGAGUAUUCAAAAAGACCAAACGCCAAGGAUUUGGGUCAGCGCAUACUUUGCCGUCAAGGCACCAUGAAAGGUUGGACUUACAAGACAUUGACGGGCGAAGAUUUGCGAAUGCCAGUGGUGACGGGCGAAGGAAAGCGUAGCCGAUUGUUGGGCACACUGGGCGUAACACGUGGAUUCGGCGAUCAUGAUCUCUUGGCCAUCAGUACAGGCACCAAAAUCAAACCAUUUCUCACGCCCCAUCCGGAAGUGGUUGUGCGCGACCUUUCCAAAAUCGUCAGCAUUCCAGGUGAAAAUAACGAGGAUGGUGACUAUGGCAUACUGGUUAUGGCCACCGACGGUCUAUGGGAUGUUUCCGAGAAUGAGGCAGUAGCACGCACCGUUUUUCAAACAUUGACCAAAUACCCUACAGAAGAGCACCGCUACACAAUGGUAGCACAGGAAUUGGUAGCGCGAGCGCGUGGUAAAAUCAAUGAUUCGGGUCAUUGGCGUUUGGCCGACAGCAAAGCCGCUGCAACAGUUGACGAUAUCUCAGUGAUUGUGAUUCCCGUCUAUCAGUAUUACAAAGAGGCUGCCGAAUGGGAAAAGAAGUGUGUACAAUUGCUAAAAGAGCUAAAAGAGCGACGCGCUAAGAUGACACAAAGCGCCACCGAAGCGUGUGAGGAUGAGACAUUGGUGAAUGGCGUGACAAAAGCACAAGUAGAAAUAGGACACGACGAGGAGGAAGAGGAAGAAGUGGUUGUAGAAGUGAAUAGACAACAAGCACAGGCCACUGUUGAGAUAGAAGAGGAUGUACAUAAAAAACCCGAAAAUGGCGAACAAGCGCAAUUGGCCAAUUCUGAAGCAAGCAAAGUUGGCUUAACAAUGACGGCAAACGAUAUGAAUGAAUUGAUCGAAAAUGAGCUGACCGCUGCAAUAUCUACCCUGGAUGCUAUUGAGCAGGCGGAAGAUGAUGUUAAAAAGGAGGAAACAGGAACGUUUGCCACCAUUCAGGAGAAGACGAAUCAAGAAGAGAAAUCAAAGCAACACCAACAACAUCAACAACAUCGCAAUCGUAAUCGCAAAGAUAAGCGUUGAGAAAACAAAAGCGUACGCUUAGGUUAGCGUAUAUAUUUUAUACUAAAUAAAUAAAUAAUUAAUAAUUAGUACAUAGACAGCAAACUUAACUAGCAAAAAGAAACGCACUUAAAUAAAGAAAUCAAGUAUGAGAAGUACGCGAAGUACGCGAAGUAACGUAAAAAGCGAAGUAAAGGAAACGUCAGAAAAGUAGCGCAAUGUUGCGGAAGUGAAAUUUAGCAAGUGAAAGUUUAUGAAUCAUUACCAGAGAGAAACUAAUAAUCGAUAUAUGAACAUAAUAAUUUAUUUUGUUUACGUACACCUGCGUAUCUUAUGGCCGCAUUUAUGGUCACAAAUCGGCUCUAGCCCCAACCCGCUACCAUGCGAACUUAAAUCUUUAUACUGAGUAGAGAUGAAAGUCAUUUAUAAAUUGAAAAUUCAAAUUAACACUACAAAUGUGAGAAAAAUUUAUAAACAUUUUAAUAUUGUUCAAUAAAAAUGUAAUAAUUCAUGAUUUUCGAAAGA